UCCUCCGAUAGUGUCGUGUCCGAAGUUCCUUACGGGCGGUGGUAUUUCGAAGGAAUUUCCAGAGGCCACCCAAGACCCAGUGUCCAGUAGUAGGAGGAUUAAUUGAGCCCAGAUCUGGGUAGGGUCGCGUCGGUUAUGUCGGUCUCGAAGAUAAAGAUGCUGCUGCCAGUGAUGAUGGUAGUGGCGCUGAUGUUGUUGACCUCGCAGCCGGUCGUAAGUCAGCGAAUCGUCGAACAGCCCUGCCCUGACCCGGAAAGUCGCCCGAUUGUGCAAAACUUUGACCUGGAUAGGUACGUCGCCGGCAAGUGGUACGAGAUCCUGCGCUACGACCAGCACUUUGAGCGGGGCUGCGACUGCGGAUUCGCCACACUCACGCCCAAAAAGAGCGGUUCCAUCAAGGUUGAGAACUGCUGCGAACGGUUGCCCAACACCACGCUGAGCUGUUCGGUGGGCCGGGCAUUUGUCAGCUUUCCGGACCAUGUCCCGCUGGAGGGCAAACUGAACGUCACCUUCGGUGGUCCUCCGCUCAACUCCAACUACUGGAUCAUGGACACCGACUACGACAACUAUGCCAUCAUCUACUCGUGCAAGAAUCUUUCCGAGAACAAAUCGGCUGAGGCGGCUUGGGUGCUUUCCAAGCAACGCACCCUCGAGCCCCGGAUUGUGCCGACGGUGGACAAGCUGGUGGAGCAGUAUCUGGUGCGGGCCGAUAUGCGAACCACGGAGCAGAGCCAAUCGAAAUGCAAAUACGACAACUGAGCCCCGACCGAGAACUAGUCUUAAUUGAUCCGCAAAAAACUUUUACCCUGCCCUGAGCAAAACUUAUCAUCAUCAGCAGCCGCCGCC
Messenger RNA from Culex quinquefasciatus (southern house mosquito), 846 nucleotides. RefSeq names its product apolipoprotein D. The transcript has 4 exons. Gene Ontology annotation, molecular function: retinoid binding; retinol transmembrane transporter activity. NCBI's taxonomy places the organism in Eukaryota, Metazoa, Arthropoda, Insecta, Diptera, Culicidae. Bases 136 to 759 code for a protein of 207 amino acids. The record is from RefSeq and is a predicted model, not a curated record.